Centruroides sculpturatus (bark scorpion) is the source of this 5629-nucleotide messenger RNA. RefSeq names its product WD repeat and SOCS box-containing protein 1-like. Gene Ontology annotation, molecular function: protein binding. The transcript is spliced from 11 exons. NCBI's taxonomy places the organism in Eukaryota, Metazoa, Arthropoda, Arachnida, Scorpiones, Buthidae. The coding region runs from base 225 to 1430 and encodes 401 amino acids. The record is from RefSeq and is a predicted model, not a curated record. Gene Ontology annotation, biological process: intracellular signal transduction.
ACGCUAGAGGGCGAACGAACGUAAGGGAGAGAAUGAAAGACGUCAAAUGGUCGUACAAAUCAGUGUUUCCUUCUGACCGAGUGUAACGAGUCUGCACGACAGUCGUCUCGUUAUUCGUUUUUCAACCGCCUUAAACUCGUUCGGACGACAUUUUCUUUCUUUUUUUUUCUUUUUAAAUUUAAUAAACGGUUUGCAGAAUAAACAAGUUGAAUCGUAUAUAUUGAAUGGCAAGUUUCAAGAACAAGAAGAAAGAAGAUAUCCCAACGGCCAAAGUUCUGUCGCAUUUUCCGUUGACAUCCGAAGAUAACGAUACUCCUUCGAGUGGCGAUUGUUCCACCUGGCAUUGCGCCUUUGCCCCCGACGAAAGUUACUUUGCCUGGUCUUGUGGAAAUAAUAUCGUGUCUGUUGUUAGUUGGGAUCGUCGCAGACAGUCACCUGUAAAAACUGAGGAGAAAACUGAAUCACCAAUACAGAAACCUUUACAUAUAUAUACAAGUUUUAAAAUCCAGUCUAUUGCAUUUGGAAGUACAAAUAAUGCAAAUUUAAUUUCUACUGCUUGGUGGACCAGAUGGAGUGUGUCAAAAAAUUUAGUUCUCGCAACAGGCCAUAAAAAUGGAUACAUACGAACCUGGGAUGUUGCAACAGGUCAGUUAAUUUUACAUUUGACCGAUCAUCGAGACUCUGUAACAGCUUUAUCAUUUGCUACGAAUGGCAGUUUGCUUUUGUUAUCAUGUUCAUCAGAUCACAUGUUAAAAAUAUGGGACAUAAUUGAUAAUGGAAAUAUGUGUAAAACAGUGAAAACUUCAAAACCAAUAACUACUUGCUCAUGGUCUCCAAACAGUAAAUUAAUUGCAUCUGUUGGAGGAAAUGUGGCUCAUAUAUGGGAAACAAAUGAUUUUACACUUAAAACUACUUUGAACGGCCAUCAUCAAAGGAUCAUCUCUUGUAAAUUUUCAUCGGACAACAGUUUGAUAGCUACUGCUUCUUGUGAUACUAGGGUUAUUUUGUGGCAGGUACAAACUGGACAAAUACUUCAUAUCUUUGGCCAUUUCUUUCCACCGCCUUCAAAAUUUAGCACUCCUGGUAAGGAUGGCACCUGGAUUCGAGACUUAGCAUUUUCUCAAGAUGGUAUUCAUAUAGCAACUAUAGCAGAAGAUGGGUAUGUUCGUUUUUGGAAUAUACUUUCUAAUUCAGAAAAUCCUGAAGUAAUUGGAGAAAUGGAUGAUCCUUUUUGUUGUGCCUAUUCUCCAUCGGGAUCAAUAUUAGCAGUCGGAUCUUCCAACGGAAUCAUGACAUUCUGGAAGGCAGAAACCCGAGUCCGUCCACUGCUGCAUUUUAGUCGUUUGGCCAUAACCGAAAGUCUUCAGUCACGCGACCUCGAUAAGCUUUAUCUUCCCAAAAGUUUGAAAAAUUACAUUCUGUACGAGUAGAGAGACCAAUCGUAAUCUCAAGCGAAGACCCAUCUUUUUUUCUUUUUUUACCAAAGCCGCAAAAAUCCAACUUUUCAGAUCGGAUUUGGAUCAGUUUCCGUAUUCGCGGAACCAUUUAACCAUUCGUUUACCGGACUUUUCAAAUAUUUAUGAAGCUAGACGAAACUGUCGAGGACGGGUUUAGUGCGGGCAGCUCUUUCCCAGAACCACAAAACCAUUGUCGAUGAUGAGACACGAGAAUUUUACCAUUCCAAUUAAUCAAUUCGCUUAACGACUCAUCGUGUAUUGAAUAUUACAUCUUGUAUUUUUGUGGAAAAGAAAGUGUGUUUUUUUUAGAAGAAUUUCACUAUUUUAUAAGUGGAUGAAUGCAGGAAAUUUUACCUACUGAUAACGCCAAAGAAUCUCAUCCGGUAUAAUCCAUAUUUUCCAUUGUUCUUAUUGAUUAUCAUGUAAAGAAUUUUUAUGAAAUAAAAAUAUAUAAAAAAAAGUUAUUAUUGUAUUGUAGAUAUCUUCUAUAAUAUAUAGGCUAUAUAUAGAUAAAUUCACGAUUGUAAUUAGUUUUAAAGUUUUUACAGUGGAUUUUUGAAGGUUAAAAUAUAAAGGCUGCUGUUUUAUCCUCACAUUUUCUUCUAUAAUUCUCCGAUAUGAUGAAUUUGUUGGAAAAUUUUACUUAUCUUUAAUCUUAGAUAAGUGAAAUUUCUUACGAUUUUAUCGGAUAACUGUGGAAUCCCAGUUUUCGAGGUUAAAGCAGAAACCUCUCAAGAUUAUAAAAUGUCUAAAGAAAACUCGAUUGAUGGUUACAAAGUGCAAAAUCGUAAAAUAUCGUACUUUGUGUAUAACAACAUUAAUAAAAGGAUGGAUUGUAUGGCUUCUUUACGCCUUAAUAAAUAAAAGUUUUUAUUUUCUACAAUACAGAACUUUUUAACGAUAUUUUCUUAGAAUAUAAACAAGUUCGUUCUAAAUUUUUAGGAGAGAAAAAGUUAAAACAAAAGGAAGAAAAAAAACAUUAACAUUGUUCUAUUUAUUCUACAAAAUCUCUCUUGCUUCUUGUGCCAAGUCUAUUACAAAAAUUGUAAAUUUAAUUUUACGAUACUUUCAGAACGGGGAAGUUUCAUCAUUUUUGUAAUCGAUACUUCAUAAACGACAUUUGUUACCACGUUUCGCCUUACCGCUAGAAUUAUUUUUGCCAAAAGAAUUCUAGAAUUACCAACAAUUUUAUACGAAAAAUAAUCGAAUGAAUAAUUCCGAAGCGUUUUACCACGAAUUUGUUGCACCUUACUCCAGUGAAAAGUUACAUCGGUUACUAGGCAGGAAUCGACUAUACACCAAUGCCAUUCGAAAAACAAUCGGUAUUAUGGCGUCAUCACGCAAUUUUCUCAUUUGUUCGUUUCGUGUUUUGUGCGAAAGCGUUUUAUUGUGCAAGUGCUCGAAACGGGCGUUAAAAAAUUAUGAAAAAUCGAAGAUGGAAAGUUAUAGGCCCCAUUGUUAUAAAAAAAAAACGACGUAAGCGUACAAAUCGAGGGUUUUCCAUCUUUAUUUUUUAGUUUAAAAAAGUAUAAAGUUUGAUAUUUAUUAUUUAUUUCGGCGGUCAACCUUUACCGUUCGUAAGUAGGCAAAGAUGGUGGAAAUUCCUUGAAGUGUCGAGUGGCCCCGCACCAAUAUAAGUAAACAAAGCAAUUUCCAAAUUGGAAGGAAGCAAGAAUGAGUAAAAAUCGGAAUGUUAUUUUGAUUCGUUAUUCCAACAGAUUUUCUAGGAAAACGCCUUCAUUUUGUCUGUGGUCAUUUUCGGCUUCUGUAACUACUACAGUUUUAUCACGGUUAUUCGUUAUUGGUGAGAUUUUUACGCACGAUUUCAUUGUAAUAUUCAAAACAUUGUUCAAUUGCAGUAAUUGUUAAUCGGGAGUUUAAUUUAAAAACUUCUAGAAAUUCGAUCGAUUACAAAAUUUGUAGCAACAAUUAAUGGCAUCAUCCGAAAAUCGUUCUCUCGUUUAAACUCCGAUAAUUGUCUGUUUUGAAAGAUCGUCUUAUUUCGUGUGUGUUUGCCCUUGGUUUUAUGACGCUUCUUUCGGAAAUCGGCCGAAAAGUACAGAAGUAAAUUUGUUUCCUUCGACGAGAUCCGGAUUGUAAUUCUCCGGAUGCCAUUAAAAGCGGAGUUUUGUGCAUUUGAUACCGAGAUCAAUUCGAUUCCUCUCUAAUUGAUCGAUACUUUUUAAUCUUUGAUCUCGCAGCAAAAAUCAAAAUUACAGUUUGCGUGCGCUAUUAAGAUAACACCAGCUUUUAUCGGGCCUUUAUUGCCCUGGGCGUUUUGUCAAAUCUAUUUGUGACAAAUGUUUUUUUUUUUCUUUGACCGUCGAUUCGAUCGUCAUAAAACAAGUCGAAAAAGUUUUAAAAUUUCCUGGUUUUUACUUCGAAUAUUUCUGCGGAACGAAAACAAAUCGGUCGAUGGCAUUCUGACGAAUGAUAUUUGUCGAUUUAAAAAAAAAAAACGGUUGUUUUGUUUACUCUAAUUAAGAACCAAUUAGAGACCGGAACGUAUCGAUCAGAUCGAAUCGACGAAAACGUAGCUUUGGUUUCGUCUCUGUUCCAAAAAAUUAUAACGAUCUUUAGCAAAAAAUAAAAGAAAGAAAGAAAGAAAAAGGCCAUUUUGUGCAGACCGAGACGUCGAUAAGGCAUCGACUUCAUUUUUCAUUCUCUUCGAUAUUUUUGUCAACAUUCUGUCCUCGGCAGGUGACUUAAAGGCAACAAAUCUAUCAUCCUGGAUUACUCGGACCUCCUCGUUCUAAUACCGUUGGCUCCGUGACGUCACACGGUCUCCGAUACCAGAAAUUAGCAUACGUCUCCGCCGACUGCUUAUUCGACUAAGUACUUCGCUUUCUAGAAUAAUUGACGUUUAAACUGUAUUUUUCUCUUUAUUCUUUCUAAAGAAAAACUUAACUCGCUGUUAACGGAGUAUAACGUAAAGUUUUGUAGUAAUAUUUUAUUUAAAAUACAGUAUAUUAUUACUUGAAAUUAAUGGAGAAACCCCGUUUUUUGUAGCAAAGACAUAAAAGUGUAAUUUUGAACGAUUGUUAAUUAUACAAAAAGGUACAAAAUCUGAAUUAAAAAACACACGCUGCUACAAACAUCAACUUUCUGAUCCCUCACCGCGUAAAUUCAGAAUUGUCACGGUGUAGGAAGACAGAUCGAUGGAUCGAAUGAGCUAAAUAAUUGAUAUUUUUAUUUUGCUAAGCUAAUAUUUUGCAUAAUAAACUAGUAUUGAGGAAUGCAUCAACCCGUAACAUACGAAUAUCGAUUUACAUACCCUCGUUAAUAUUCAAAAGUUUAGAUAAGAAUUUGUUGAUCUUGUCUCCGGGCAAUUUCUAAAUUAUGUAUAACAGGUAAUUUAUCCUUUGUGUAGAGGAAGCGGUUUCGUAUCGAUCCGAUUAUUCUAUAUUCAUAAGAAUUUUUGUAGAUGUUUACCGAAAGAAUUAUUUAAAUGAAGAAAUGGACAGCGUAACGAUCUCCGCUACACGCUGAUCGACACACAGCUUCUUUAUUACCGAGAAUUUGCAAGCAGAGAACCCAAUGCUUGAAAAGUUCGAAUUAAAACAUCAAAAAAGCUUAAAAAAUUCUGUAUUUUUUAAUAAAUUUUAUAGAAUUUUUAUCGGUUUGCUUAAAAUAUAGGCCUAUAUAUAUAUAUAUACAUUUUUUUUUAAAAGUAGCAUCCAUUAAAAGUUAAGAUGCCGAAGAGGAAUGUCUUAAAGUUCUCUUUUAAGGCACUUAAAUUUUAUAUUGCUUUAGAGAUUUUACGUUAUUCAAUCUUUAAAAUAUUUUUAUUUUUUUCUAAAAAAAAAAGAAGAAAUGUUGCAGCAGCGAUUUUUGUUUGUUUAAAAAAAACUAGAAAAAAAAUCCAUGUUUAAAUAAUAAAGUGGCCAACGUAAACAAAAAAAGAAUGGAAAAAAUCGAAGCGUGGGAUGAUUAAAAGUGACAAGAAUGGCAAGAAAAAUCUGCGAAGGAUGAACCGUGAAGAAUUUUUUGACGAAAAUUGACAGAGAUUGUGAUUUUUAUGUUCUUAAUCGUUUCUGAUUUUUGUCGGGUAGAAUUAACUGGAAUUUUUUUUUCUUUGAACAUUUUCUACUAAAUUUAGAAGCCAACUUACCGAUGCUAAAGUCGAGUUAAUAGCAGAAAAUUUAUGGAAUAAAAAAAAAUAAAGUUUUUCA